AUGGCUAGACGAGCACCAGAGCGGACCAAACCUCUGGAACUCCAAGACAGAGAGCUAAAUAUAGCUGUAUACCUGAAAUAUAGGAGCCCCACAGGCGACAUCCCUACUCACCCUCCAACAGAGACUACCAUGGGGUGCAAAAAUAGGAAAAACCAGCCACCAGCGACCCCGAGAAAGCCGGACAUAAGGCUCUCCUUUGAGAGACCUGCAGCCGUGACCGCGGCUCCCGCCAAAAUGGCGCCAGUGGCCCAGGCUGAAGAGGAGGCCUCAGAAGCAUCCCAGGAGGAGGGAGACAUAUCCACCUCACCUGAACCGGGAGAAGACUACCCAGAAACGGACUCCGACCCAGUGACUAAAGGAGACAUUAAAAACCUCCUGCAAGACAUAAG
This is a messenger RNA of Pelobates cultripes (western spadefoot toad), 389 nucleotides long. The record is from the annotation of a GenBank genome assembly. Lineage: Eukaryota; Metazoa; Chordata; Amphibia; Anura; Pelobatidae.